Molecule: messenger RNA, 1837 nt
Organism: Corapipo altera (White-ruffed manakin)
Lineage: Eukaryota; Metazoa; Chordata; Aves; Passeriformes; Pipridae
Product: NF-kappa-B inhibitor delta-like
Exons: 7
Coding region: 2-1087 (361 amino acids)
Biological process (GO): regulation of gene expression
Cellular component (GO): nucleus
Molecular function (GO): protein binding
Source: RefSeq, a predicted model, not a curated record
GAUGGGGAGGGAGACCUCAGACCCUGAUCUUGACCCUCGGGAAUUGGCGGUCGCCCGUGCUGCGCUGUGGGGCCAAGACCCCUGGGAGCUCCUGUGGCAGGAUGAGGAGGGGGACACGCUGCUGCAUGUGCUCUGUGCAGGGGGGCUGCGUGUGCCUGCCCGGGCUGCAGCCGAGGCUCUGCGGGAUCUGGGAGGGCUUGAGAUGCGGGAGCACCUGGGAAAGACCCCGCUGCUGGUGGCGGCAGCAGCGGCGGCCCCAGGAAUUGUGCGGGACCUGCUAGUCUUGGGAGCUGAUCCCGAUGCUGCUGACCACAGAGGUCGGACAGCCCUGCACCUGGCGGCAGCCUAUGGGCACCCUGAAAUUCUCCAGGCCAUGAUGUCCUCGGGGGUCCCUGUCAAUAUGGAGGCCAGAAACUUUGAGGGCCAGACGCCCCUGCACUGCGCUGUCCUAGCCCACAAUGCGUCACUGCAGGGGGGGACAACCCCCUCGGGGGGCCCUGUGGGGGGAUCCCCCACUCCCACCCUCCAGGACCGACUCCGCUGUGUCGAACUGCUGCUGCAAAUGGGGGCAGACAGCAGCAGCCAGGACACCAAGAGCAGCCUGACAGCCCUACAUCUGGCUGUGCGGGCCAGCAACCUGGCCCUGGCCCACCUACUGCUGCGCCAGCCUGGCGCAGCCCCACGCCUGGUCAAUAUGAAGGCCCAUGGGAACACCCCCCUGCACAUGGCAGCAGCACUGCCCGGAACCGCCAGCCAGGAGCCCCUCGUGCGGCUGCUCCUGGCCUGGGGGGCUGACCCCAGUGCCCGAAACCUGGAGCAUGACCUGCCUCAGGGGCUGCUGCCCCCUGGGCCCCCCGGAGACCAGGUGGGACCCCUGCACCCCUACCCCCACCCCCAGCACCCCCCUAGCACCCUGCUGCGUCCAAAAACCUCCUGCUGGUGGGGAGGAAAUACCCCAAAUCACUCCUGGAACACCAAAAUCCCACUGUUUUAUCCCAAAUCCCUCUGUUUUACCCCAAAUCCUGCUUUUGUACCCCAAAUCCCAUUGCUUUACCCCGCAUUGGUCACAGCCAGCAUAGCUUCAUGAGGGGAAAGUCCUGCUUGUUGAACCUCAUUUCCUUCUAUGACAGGAUAACCCACUUGGUUGAUCUAGGAAAGACAGGAGAUGUAAUCCUUUUGGAUUUCAGUAAAGCUUAUGACACAGUCUCUCCCAGGAUCCUUCUGGACAAACUGUCCAGCCCACAGCUGGAUAAACACAUUAUGUGGUGGGGGAGCCAUUGGUUCAAGAGUCGGGGACAGAAGGUGACAGUGACUGGAGUGACAUCAGAUUGUGACCUGUCACUAGUGGGGUUCCACAGGGCUCCAUCCUGGGCCCUGUACUCUUCAACAUCAUCAUCAUCUAUGACUUGGAUGCAGAACUGGAAGGGACACUACUUAAGUUUGCUGAUAACAUUGAACUGGAGGAGCUGUCGAGUCACUCGAAGGCAGGGAGGCCCUGCAGAGACAUCUCAACAAAUCUGAGAGUUGGGCAAUCACCAACUGAGUGAAGUUUAACAAGGGCAAGUGCCGGAUUCUGCACCUGAGGCAGGGCAACCCUGGCUUUGUGUAUAGACUGGGGAAUGAGAGGCUUGAGAGCAGCUGCGGGAAGGGACCUGGGGGUCCUGGUCGAUGGCCAGUUGACCCUGAGUCAGCAGUGCCCUGGCAGCCAGGAGGGCCAACCUGGGAAGCAUCAGGCAAAGCAUCACCAGCCAGUCAAGGGAGGGGAUUGUCCGGCUCUACUCUGUACUGAGGAGGCCUCACCUCGAGUCCUGGGGACAGUUUUGGGCAUCAAAAUAUA